AUGAGCUCUCCCCUUCGACCAAACAUGUCGGCGGCAAACCGCGGUCGCCCGGCCGCAGGUGGUGGUAGAAAGCGAGGAAGAGACGCAGACGAUGACAUCCCCUCCAGCAACGCACCGCCAUCAAGCCCUCCCGCAUCAUCACCACCAGUAUUCCCUCGAGGCGACGACAUUGACGAAGAUGACAACCUGGACCCUGAAGACCUGAUCCAGGACAUUGACGAUGCAGACGAGAUGGCCGAGGACGAUGCUGGCAUUGACCUUUUUGGCGACAACUUCGACCGCGAUUACGAGAGACGAGAAGAGCAAGGCUACGUUGGCGCAGAUAUCGAUGAUGACGAGGACUACGAUCAGAUGGACCCAGCCGCCAGGAGAGCGCUCGAAGCACGACUCAACAGACGCGAUAGAGAGCUCGCUCGCGAACGAAAGAUGCCCAAUGCUUUCUUGCCGGAUGAAGAAGAGGAUGUUAUGGACCUUACACGCCAGCCACGCAGACGACGACACAGAUUCGAUGAAGACCAGGACGACAUUGACAUGCACGAGGAUAUCAUGAACGAGGAGCUUUCUCUCGAAGCAUUGGCAGAUGUCAAAGCUAGCAGCUUGACUGACUGGGUAUCGCAACCAGCUGUGCACAAGACAAUUGCUCGCGAGUUCAAGGCAUUCCUGACGGAGUACACUGACGCCUCUGGAACUUCCGUAUACGGUGUGCGCAUCAGGACACUUGGAGAAGUCAACGCAGAAUCGCUGGAAGUCGAUUGGGAGCAUCUUUCCGAAUCGAAGCCUACUCUGGCUUACUUCUUGGUCAACGUCCCCACGGAGGUGCUACCCAUCUUCGAUGCGGUCGCGCUGGAAGUGGCUCUAUACCACUACCCAGACUACGAGCGCAUCCACUUCGAGCUUCAUGUGCGCAUUACUAACCUGCCAGUCUCCUACACUCUGCGACAGCUGCGACAAAGCCAUCUCAAUUGCUUGCUGAGAGUCAGCGGAGUUGUCACAAGGCGGACGGGCGUGUUCCCACAGCUCAGGUAUGUCAAAUUUGACUGCACGAAAUGUGGCAUUACACUUGGACCUUUCCCGCAGGACAGCAACGCCGAAGUCAAGCUUUCGUUCUGCCAGAAUUGUCAAUCGCGAGGACCGUUCACACUCAACAGCGAGAAGACGGUGUAUCGCAACUACCAGAAGCUUACUCUGCAGGAGUCACCCGGCACAGUCCCAGCAGGUCGUCUUCCGCGGCACAGAGAGGUCAUCCUGCUUUGGGACUUGAUAGAUUCGGCCAAGCCUGGCGAGGAGGUCGAGAUCACUGGUGUCUACCGCAACAACUACGACGCCCAGCUGAACAACAAGAACGGAUUCCCCGUCUUUGCGACGAUCCUCGAAGCAAAUCAUGUCGUAAAGUCUCAUGAUCAGCUGGCAGGCUUCAGGCUGACAGAGGAGGAUGAGCGAGAGAUUCGUGCUCUGAGCAAAGACCCAAAGAUCGUGGACAAGAUCAUCAGCUCGAUCGCACCAUCCAUCUACGGUCACAACGACAUCAAGACCGCCGUUGCGUUGUCGCUAUUCGGCGGUGUCUCCAAGGAAGCUCAAGGCAAGCAUUCUAUCCGUGGUGACAUCAACAUUCUACUACUUGGUGACCCCGGAACAGCCAAAUCGCAGGUUCUUAAAUACAUUGAGAACACAGCACGUCGUGCUGUCUUCGCCACUGGUCAAGGUGCUUCUGCAGUUGGUCUUACAGCUUCCGUUCGACGUGAUCCACUUACUUCCGAAUGGACACUCGAGGGCGGUGCUCUUGUGCUCGCUGACAAGGGAACAUGCUUGAUCGACGAAUUCGACAAAAUGAACGACCAGGACCGAACAUCCAUCCACGAGGCUAUGGAGCAGCAGACAAUUUCCAUCUCGAAGGCUGGUAUCGUAACAACCCUCCAAGCUCGCUGUGCAGUCAUCGCCGCUGCCAAUCCCAUCGGUGGUCGCUACAACGCUACAGUGCCCUUCAGCCAGAACGUCGAGCUCACAGAACCCAUCUUGUCCCGUUUCGACAUCCUCUGCGUCGUGCGCGACACCGUUGAUCCUGCCGAAGACGAGCGCCUCGCCAACUUCGUCGUCAACAGCCACGGUCGCGCACACCCCGUCAUGAGCUCUUCACUCGGAGCACAGACUCAGACCACCGCAGCCAACGACAGCCAGAUGGACGUCGAUGGCGACGAGAGCCAAACUUCUGGACGACCCAAGACCGAGAUUCCACAAGAACUGCUCAGGAAGUACAUUCUGUACGCCCGCGAGCACUGCCGGCCUAAGCUAUAUCAGAUUGAUCAGGACAAGAUUGCGCGCCUCUUUGCGGAUAUGCGUAGGGAAUCUCUCGCAACCGGCGCGUACCCCAUUACAGUCCGUCAUCUCGAGUCGAUUUUGCGAAUCAGCGAGUCCUUCGCCAAGAUGCGCCUGAGCGAAUACUGCAAUGCCGUCGACAUUGAUCGAGCUAUUGCCGUGGCCGUGGACAGCUUCGUAGGCUCCCAGAAGGUGUCGUGUAAGAAGGCGUUGGCCCGUGCUUUUGCCAAGUACACCCUUUCUCGGCCGGGUGCGGUCAGGAAUCGAGGUGGAAGGAGCAGGAGGGAUGAGGUUAGUGUGGGUGCGUGA
This is a messenger RNA of Fulvia fulva, 2622 nucleotides long. Its product is annotated as DNA replication licensing factor mcm2. Gene Ontology annotation, biological process: DNA replication; mitotic DNA replication initiation; double-strand break repair via break-induced replication. Bases 1 to 2622 code for a protein of 873 amino acids. Gene Ontology annotation, cellular component: nucleus; MCM complex. The transcript is spliced from 4 exons. Lineage: Eukaryota; Fungi; Ascomycota; Dothideomycetes; Mycosphaerellales; Mycosphaerellaceae. The record is from RefSeq and is a predicted model, not a curated record. Gene Ontology annotation, molecular function: 3'-5' DNA helicase activity; single-stranded DNA binding; single-stranded DNA helicase activity.